AUUGUAUCAUCAUUUGUAGCAUAAAGAGAUCCCAAUAAGCAUUUUGAAAAUGAAGAUUUUUAUGACUGCAGCUGCUGAUGCUUCUAUUGAACACACUUUUGAAUAGAUGUUAUAGUAUAGGACCGGAUAAUAAUUAUUGGCAGAGUAAAUCAAUUUAAGGUGAGCUGAAACGGUCACCAUCAUGACUUCGAUCAUCAAAGUGCAGACUUUGACGGGAAGCGACGGAGAAACACCCCACUGUCAUCUACUGCAGGUGGACGAGUGCCGUUUUCUGCUGGACGCCGGCUGGGACGAGAAUUUCAACCUGAACUACCUGCGUGAUGUGCGCAAACACGUCAACCAGAUCGACGCCGUGCUCCUGACGUUCCCCGAUCAGGCACAUCUGGGCGCGCUGCCCUACCUGUUCGGCAAGUGCGGCCUCAGCUGUGCCGUCUACGCCACUGUGCCCGUCUACAAGAUGGGCCAGAUGUUCCUCUACGAUCAGUACCAGUCGCGCCACAACACGGAAGACUUCAACGUGUUCUCUUUGGACGACGUCGAUUCGGCGUUCGAUAAGAUUGUACAGCUCAAGUACAACCAGAGCGUUGCGCUGAAGGGCCGUGGACAGGGGCUGACCAUCACACCUCUGGCCGCUGGCCACAUGAUCGGCGGUACCAUGUGGAAGAUCGUCAAAGACGGCGAGGAGGACAUCCUGUACGCCCCCGACUUCAACCACAAGAAGGAGCGCCACCUGAACGGGUGUGAUCUGGAGCACGUGGCGAGGCCCUCGCUCAUGAUCACAGACGCGUACAACGCCACGUACGCGCCUGCCCGCCGCCGGCAGCGCGACGAGCAACUCAUGACCACAAUUCUGCAGACCUUGCGCGGCGGCGGCCAUGUUCUAGUCGCCAUCGACACCGCCGGACGUAUGCUGGAGCUGGCGCACAUGCUCGAUCAGUUGUGGCGCAACAAGGAAUCUGGCCUGAUGGCUUACUCACUGGCGCUGCUCAACAAUGUCAGCUACAACGUGGUCGAGUUUGCAAAGUCGCAGAUUGAGUGGAUGUCUGACAAGCUAAUGCGUAGCUUCGAGGGUGCUCGCAACAACCCGUUUCAGUUCAAGCACCUAAAGCUGUUUCACUCUUUGAGCGAGGUAAAUCGCAUUCGAGGACCGAAAGUAGUACUAGCCAGUUCACCAGACCUGGAGUGUGGCUUCGCCCGAGAGCUCUUCACCCAGUGGUGCACCAGUGCCAAGAAUCACGUGAUCCUCACAGCGCGCACUAGCGUCGGCACGCUGGCUCGUGAUCUGAUGACCAACAAGAAGAAGAAGACGCUCUCGCUGCAGGUGAAGCAGCGCGUGCGCCUGGAGGGUGCUGAACUGGAGGAGUACCAGCGUCGCGAGCUGGAGGCCAAGCGCGCCAAGGCGGCCGCACUGGCCGGCGACAUAGACUCUUCAGACGAGUCGGACACCGACGAGGCUCCGCUGGCCACUGACGGACAGGUGGAACACGACCUGACACUGGCCAACGGCAAGCCCAACCCGCUCUUCUUCAAGUCGAGCAAGCGCCAGCACGCCGUGUUUCCGCACAUCGAGGAGCGCGUCAAGUACGACGACUAUGGUGAGCUGAUCCGCCCCGGCGAGUUCGCGGUGGCCGAGGAGGAGGUGAAGCCCGAGCCGGUCAAGGAGGAGGCCGAGCCGGCCGACCAGGAGAUGCAGGACCUGUCGACAGUGCCCAGCAAGUGCCUGGCCUAUUACCGCACCUUCACAGUGGCGGCUGGCGUGACGUACAUCGACUUCGAGGGCCGCACAGACGGCGAGAGCUUGUACCGGAUCCUGGAGCAGCUGCGUCCCCGGCGGCUGGUGCUGCUCAGGGGCACGGACGAGGUGGUACAGCCGCUGGCGGCCCGCUUCGCACAGGUGGCGGAGAAGGUGCUGAUUCCACGCGCCGGUCACCCGGUGGAUGCUACCACCGAGUCGCACAUCUACCAGGUCCGCCUGCGCGACUCGCUCGUCUCCUCACUGACCUUCUCCAAGGGCAAGGACGCCGAGGUGGCCUGGCUGGACGGCGUCGUUGUCAUGGCGACCGACCAGCGUCCCUCGGACGUCACCGCGCCGACUGACGACGCUGCCAUGGAAACGGAUGACGCUGAGGAGGCGAUCCCGACGCUAGAGCUUCUGCCGGCGGAGAAGGCGCCGCGACACAGUACUGUGUUCAUUAACGAGCUGCGUCUAUCGGACUUUAAGCAGGCGCUAGUGCGGCUGGGCAUCGCCUCCGAGUUUUCUGGUGGUGUGCUGUGGUGCUGUAACGGCACGGUGGCGCUCCGGCGUCAGGAGCAGGGCCACAUCACCAUCGAAGGCUGCCUGUCUGACGACUUUUUCCGGAUACGGGAGCUGCUGUAUGGACAGUAUGCCAUCGUGUGAGGCGUGACCGAUGUGUGUCGAUGGACUGCUUCUCGGCUGGACGCGAGGUGUUGCAUCCGCGAGCUGUGAGUGUUUUUCAGUGUUGCUCGCUCAAGAGCGAAAUGGAAACUGUUUUGUAUUGUACUGUGAGACGAGCGAAGCAAACGCAAAACCAUAAGUGACAGAGGUUCAAAGCCCAUUACACAAAGCGCGUCAGAACUUGAAACUUGUCCUCGCUGAAUGUUUGGUGUCACUGCCGAUUCCACCAACGUAUGCAUUUGUGGCGAGUUGUACAGGGGUUCUUUCGCCAUUGUACGUCAUUUGCCCGAAAUGUGAAAUGAACAUGAUCAUCAUUUUC
Molecule: messenger RNA, 2735 nt
Organism: Amphibalanus amphitrite
Lineage: Eukaryota; Metazoa; Arthropoda; Thecostraca; Balanomorpha; Balanidae
Product: cleavage and polyadenylation specificity factor subunit 2-like
Exons: 4
Coding region: 182-2398 (738 amino acids)
Biological process (GO): mRNA 3'-end processing by stem-loop binding and cleavage
Cellular component (GO): mRNA cleavage and polyadenylation specificity factor complex
Molecular function (GO): RNA binding
Source: RefSeq, a predicted model, not a curated record